AUGCUGCAAAACCUGUGCGAGUUACUUAGCGAAGAGCAGCGGCUUACACUCCAACACUCACGUGAGUACUGGACGACGGAAUGUAAAACAUGGUUUAUAGGGAGAUACGACGCAGAGCACAGCUUCUCCGAGUUGUCACAACGACGAGUCACAUAGGAAAAUGACCGGCUUCUGUCUGGGGCUCUCCAUACAGGGAUCCUUUCGGCCUAUUGUAGGCGUACAGGGUUAAGGCACAGAGGUAACAACUGAGAUUCUGAAAACAGCCUAACAAAGACGAACUAGGACGAGUCCCGUCAACGCCGCUUCCAGGCAUAUGCACGGGUUUGGCCUGAUCAGUCAGGACGACUUGAACAAUUAUCGACUAGACUUGUCAUUGUGGCAACCGCGGACACAUCUGCCUAUCCCUGGCAUCUUGUUACACAGUCCUACAUGUAGGGGACCUCAGAAGUGAUCGCCCGUCAGCUAAAUCAGUUCGGUAUCCGCGUUGCCCACAAGCCUGCAUCCUCGCCGCGCACAACCUUAUCUCGAGUAAAGGAUUCUAUUCCCAAAUAGGAGCAGACUAACAUUAUCUAUCGCAUCCCGUGUGCCAAUUACCCUUUGCGUAUAUGUUGGUCAUACACGGCGACGCCAGGAAACUCGAAUUAAUGAACACGAACUAGCUCCCCGUCGCCGUGACCCACUGUCCCCUGUCUUUGCACACGCACUCCAGUGCGACCACCGUUUCAAUUGCAUGACACCGAGGUCAUCGCCACGGCCAACACAAAAGGGGCGAGGGAAUUCCUAGAGGCAUGGAACUCUAACGCGGACAGCAUCAACCGCCACGUUGACCUAGACGUCCAUUAUCAGGGCCUAAGAUCACGCCUCUCUAAGCCGAGCCCCACGCCGCAUCAGCGGCCGCUAAUCCAGGCGUCCGCAUUUCCGCCUACCUACCAUUCUCCCUCCCCUCUAACACGGGGAGCUGUAACUGUUCUCUCCCCCCAUCCGGCUCAGAACCCAGCAUGACCCCCUGCCCGCCUCACUCCUCACACGCUAAUGGUCCGCCCAGCAAUGUGUGUCGUGUCACGUCAACUAGUUUAGUGUGACUGUCUCACUUUCUCUUUUAUUUUCAUGUCGUCUGACGACGGGUUGGUGUCACCAACUCGAAAAUUCGCGAGUAAACUCGAUUUUUUCCGAAGAACCCCUUCCUUUUUCAUUAUAUGGUCUCGGAAUGCAUAACACUUCUACUAUACAUAUAUAAGAAUCCGCUUCUCUUUUUCUAAAGGAGCCUGAAUACCGCCACUUCCGUUUCACAGAUGGCAUUGCUUGAUUGUUGUUUAUUACGCUUACAUUUUGAUUGAUUCCCCACCAGUCUCUAAUUUUGUUAACAAAACAAAAGGGACGCCCAAAUACAAGUUCUGUUCACACUCAUACAUGUGCCGACUCCUGUCUUUUUGUUAAUGACAAGUAAUCUCCGCCUUUUAAGUUACUCUGAUUGAUGUUUCAUGUCACAGUCAUAAAGUACCAUUCUGUGGGGUAAAUAUUUGUCCGAAUUCAUGUAUGCAAGGCACUCUGAAGCAAAUACGGCAACUUGAAGAUAAUUAUUACCUGCGAAAAUUUGAUGAAUUUCCUGUAAAGAUUGAACGACCAGAUCAUUUUAAUUUAUAUUGACGUCUUUGAUGCUUUCUUUUGCUAAACCCCACUUUAUUGUAGAGCAGAAUGCAGCGGACUAUCUUGAACUCCAGUUUCCGGGUAGUUGGGAUGAUAUUUCAGCCCAGCGCCAGUCUCUUUUCCUAUGUUCUCUCUGCCGAGCGUUGGGACUUUCUUAUUCUUUCAGUCAGCCCAGGUUUGUGAACCGAUAAGCCCUUACCGAUUAUUAUAGUGAAUCACGUUAAGCAUCUUUUUUGAUCGCUCACAUUCGGACAAAUCGUUUAUUUUUGCCGUCAGGUUAAAACACUUUCUUAAGAGACUUGCCCCGACUCGUUUAACAGUUAAGUACCACCGACGCACUAGUCGGGGGUGAGUUCAGUCUAGAUUCGCGGAGCGCUAGUAUUGACUUUUUAAAAAAUGUGUAUAUUCAAGGGCACGCUUUCUGAAGUCGCUAUUUCUCGAUGAAUGCGUAGCUUAUUCCGAGGGACCUUCUGUUUUCCUCACGGGUUUUGCCAUCAACACAAACUAGUAUAAGACUGAAACACUAAUUUGCUGAGAUGUCUUUUAUGGCAAAGUCUACGGGAAACAAUCCCUCAGUUUCCGUUAUUACUGGUGAUUUUUAAAAAUCGUCCCUUUUCUGCAUCUGAAUUUCGGUCGAUGCCGGUUAACUUCUACUGUGACCUUCGACUGCAGUUCAAUUAACCUUCUAUAGUCUACCUUUUAAGGGUUCUUCUUAACCUUACGGAGCCUUAGUGUUUUAUUCACUCCUUUAAGUCGAAUUAGCGGGGCUUAAAACUUGCCUUUCAUGUUUUUCUUUUACAGAUCAUUUCGUCCUCGCGCCAUAGAGCUUAAGCUUCCUGAGAACUGGAAAUUUGCAACAACUCGUACCAUACCCCAGAAGAUUCAAGGUGCGCGUGUACUUAUUCCUACCUUUCACGUCCGCCAUCCCGGAUUGCAUUGUAUAUUUGAUAAAGACAUUUGAGGUGCUAACUAUCUGUUUGUAAGGUAUUCGCGUAAGAACGAUCGGUGAGCGUCCCCUACCAUUAUUCGCACACUAUUUAACUAGAAGGAAAUUAAUUUGCGCCGAAACGAACUGAGAUAUUUGGACGUAUGAUUUAGUAAAUUGAAACUUUUGACGUGCAUCAUGAAAACUCCCCUGUCUGGACUUUGGUGGUCGAUAUUCAAAUCUCCCUCUGGGAUUUCAUAUGCAUGGAAAGCAAGCUGGUGGGAGUAGCUAAUAAUAUGAGGGCGGAAGCCAACUGGCGUUAAUGGCGUGAGGAUGAUUAGUGACCAAUCUUAUGAUGGUCUCAAUCCACGAGCCUGUGAAACGUAGGGCAUUAACAACUAAAGUUGGAAAAGUAACGUUGCACGUCGACUGAAGUACAUCGGAAUGAUUUCAUCCUAAUUAUUUCUAACACAAGAGGUUUCAGGCAUGCGAAUACUCACAGAUUUGCCGGCACUGUCAUCUGAUUUGUCUACCUGCGCAAGCUACCCCCUUUUCUUCGCAAUAGUUACCUCUAAUACGGCCAGACUCCCGUCAGUAUGAUUAAAAAGGGCAUCGCAUAAGCCCCAGACAUCUACGGACUUUGGAAAGGAGGACUUUCCUUUUUGCACUGGUCGAAAUUUGUGUUCCGCCUUACCGCUGACAUGGAGAAAUACGUACCAUCAGCUGAAUUCCACUGGCAAUGGCGAUUCCCUUUCGCCCUAAGGCCCAUAAGUCAGUUUGGACCCGGAAGCUCGCUUGUCUUGGAUGUUUUGCCUUUCCUGCUACUGUAAGCACGGAGUCGCCUAUUGAAUUUAAUAGGAGUGAUCAAAAACACGGAAGUAGGAUUUCUAAUCGAAGCAUAGCAGACUUGCUCAUGUAGCUGCGAGUUAACGGACCCACGUCUCCCACAACUGUGCCAAAACAACAUCCUAUGUGAGGAAGGCGGAAACAGCAGCAGACCCCUCUGGUUACGGCGACGCCUCCAAACCUUAGCCAGAAACUUCUAGUAUAAAAACCUCCGAGGCAAAGUUAGAAAUCUACAAAACGAUGCCGGUGCCAGCUUCCAGAGCUUGUUCGCGUGGCUCAUUAAAACACUCUAGAUUACCACCUGGUAUCCGGACGUCAUUCCACAGUUCGUUGCUUCAUUCCAUAUCUUUUUUUGUCCGGAAUCAGCUGGCUUCAGAUAGCGAGUCUCUCGGUUUGAGGCCCUAAAAAUAAAAUUCUUUGACCGAGAGUUCCAGGAAUAAUUAAAAUCAUGUCUUGAAACUUCCACCCGCCUAGGUCUGCGCAAAAAUAAUGCAACUAGAGUAGCUACUCUUACCUCUUAAAUAAGGCGUUCUUUAGAGUUAAAAUACACAAACCACCCAUUCCACCCUUCAGUAGCUACUGAAUUCCUAACAUCUGCAAGUCCACUUUUCUCCAUUUUUCAAAUCGUAAUGGAUGUUCAAUGAGGACACUUAAUUGGGGCUACUACUCACUGAAGGGAAUUUAUUGUCUCGGAAAAGAUGUUACGAAGCUAAUUAUAUUAAUUCGCCUUCCAUAAUGGAUUACAUCCCGCCUUUCCUUUACGUGAGCGCAUCUGUGUUUGCGUUCCUCGUCUAUCCCUCAUCCUGCUUCUGACAUUGAAAUUCCUAUCGUCACGCGAAUUCAACGAGAGAAGAAGUUAAUUUGGGCCACGCUAUGUUAUGUCGAGCAAAAGCCUAAUGGAGUUUUAACGAACGUGCAACGCCGUCUUUGGCAUUGUGGAUGAAAGGGCAGGACACGCAAGGGUGGAGUUGUGAGGCGAGAUAAAACCACCUCGACAUUGAUGCCAGCGAAAUGCGGCGUCGAUCGUUAAGACAUCCUGAUGUAGACGAAAGCCAGUUACCAUAUUAAAGACCUCUUUUCCGUGAUUAACAGGAAGUUUCUUCUUGACUACUCCGACGAUCGAACACGAGCGCGGUCGUCUAUCAUGAGCGGACCGCCUCUGCUCGGCAGGAGGCAAAAUAAAGUAAUUUAGAGAUCGUUGAAAAUAUCUAACUGUUUCCGAGAACUUCUUAAAACCAUGCUCUACCUGUGGAAUCCUGGGAUAAGACAGUUUAGAAAUUUCUCGAGGGCCUGCGACCGCUUUCUGUAUGCCCAGAGUGGGCAUCGAACCAUCAGUGUCUCUUCAGAGUUAGUGAUGCAAGUGUACAGUUACUCCAGCUAGAGUAAACGCUGUUUUUAUAUGUUUUUUUUUGGAUAAAGCCAAAGGCGCCCUCUCAGCCAUCUAGCAUGUAACUCGCACAAUGAUAUUUCGGGCACAAUUAUUCGUCCGAACCAUUGUCUUUCCGAGGACGCAGUGGCGACUUUCACUUGGAUUCAAUUAAAAAAAUGGAAUUCUUUGCCAUACGCCACACUGUCACUUCCAUUAUCAUCAUGUUUCUUCCAAAAGGCACGGUUAGGACGACUGGCAGUGGUCGCAGACGCAGUGACUUGCAUGACUGGAGCCACGUCUUCGUGUACUACUUGUGUGGUGGUCCCCAUAAGUGCAGGAUUCGGAACUAACAGGGGGAUAUAUUUUUCACCGGAGGGGCCUGACAUAAAAACGAAGUUAGGGAAAUGUCUUGCAGACUAAUUCCUAGUCCGGAGGAGAAAUCAAUAACCUCGUUAUUUGACGACCGCUGAAACCAGAGAUUUUAUCUUAUCGUGAUAGUCUAGAAGUGCCUUUUUCACAGGCAGAAAGAUAACUGAUGGAUCUGCAUUUGAUUAGGCCCAAGUAUCUCCUGUCAUCUUACAAAUUACAAGUUCAGGUCAAGACGACUUAAGGCGAAGUCGGGCACAUUUACUGGCGCGGAGACAGGUGUCUGUCUAAGGCGUGACAGGCCGUUUGUCUUUUUUGAAGGGGGUGGGAAAGUGGUGUCCACCUCACUAAGCUCAUUAGCAGUAGGACGAAUGAAGUUGUGGAGUUGUCACUCUUGAUUGAAACCGUCAUACUAGGUUGAAAACCCACUGACCCGUUCGGAUGGGGCGAUUACUGUUCUCACAGUAUUAAAUCGCAGGCAUUUAUCUUAUUAAAAUUCAGUGAGGGGACGGAAUAUAUCCUGGACAGAAGUUCGCUUUAAUAAAGAUUCUAGUCGAUUUCCACUGACGUAUAUCCUAGAGAUUCUUAUGACCGAUCGAUGAAAGCACAGAAUCUACAUAGUUUGGCGACACCACUGCAAAUUUUCCGAUUAUUUGUGAUCCACCUUAGCGCCAUGCCGAAAGCCACAAGCUUUUUCAGUACGCUUUCUGGCAAUCGACGCGGCAGCAUCUUUCAUUUAUAAUUAAUGCAAACCGUGGCUUCCAAAGUUUUGCCUUCAAAAACGAUCGAGUAACCAACAACCGACGUAUUUUGUUGUGGAUUUGUCUUAGGAGUCGAAUGAUGCUGAAACACUGGUUCGCGCGCACCCUAGAGCUCAUUUUUUAAGAGUGCCCUAAGACCUUUUGUUAGACGCCUUGCCGUCGUAAACUUAUGACGCCAGUAGGAUUUUGGUUCUGGAGACGGAAGUCCGGUCUCGCUUCACUGACUGAGUUGAAGGCGAUAGUCAAUGUUCAUCACAAGCAUCUUGAGAAACCCACCCUGCCCAAAAAUGCCAAAGUAAACACUACAGUUACCACUCCAUUUAACUCCUUAAACUGAUGGCAGAGUUAGUCAGGCAAAUCAGAAGGAACUUCUAGGCCGCCGUAUUGAUCUCCGGUAAAUGGGUAUCAGUGAGUAACGGCAUUCAAAGUCGACCGAAUCAUUCGUCAAGUCAGUUGUAGACAAGUAGUAGCUCAUCCGUCUGACCGACCCCAUUUAGGAGCUCAUCUGCACAUGCCUCUCCUAUUGGACUCCCCCCUCCCCUGUUAACCAUCUAACACCUGAAGGUGUGUGGUUAAGUCAGACCUGGAUAGGACCCUAACUUGACGAUCCUCGAUGUUCGAAAUGGAGCGCCAACCGGACACUGGUUGCUAACAGCUUGGCCAGUAAUCACAGGGCACGAUCACUGGAUCGGGAUAGCAUGGACUGUUGUCGGCUAUACUAAUGGUAACCGGACCAAGUACAAGUUAUUUUGAAUUCCACUCACGACGUCAAUCCUAACAUCCUGGUCAAAACUUCUCGCUGACGUAAGCACUUCCACAACUCUUCGUCUUUCCCCAACCUGCGAGGUGUCAUUUGAUCCUUUUUUCUAAAGAAAUCACCCAUGCAUCACUGAUGCUGCUGGUUAACCAGACACCCGUUAUGGAUGACAUCCCGAGUUAAUCCAAUGAGUUAUUUUCCAAUACUCUUGCAUUUUGACUCCUUGAGAUGUUUGUGUGUGUGCAGUCGUACUUGAUUACAGGGGUCAACUGUUCUCGUGUGUGUCUCCAAAGAUCAAAAAUAAGGAAACACGAAAGUUGCAGCGCUUAAAUCUUUGAAUUCAUCCUUCCCAAGGUAUGUUUAUGCACGGACUAAACCCAAUCUGGACUGUUUUUUAUCGGGCCUCGAUGAGUCAACGAAUUGAUGACACCACUACGUGGUGUCGAAUCUGAUCGUGGUCAUCAGUAGCCGUUGACCCUCUCCUUUAUGGGCUUCCUCGUGUCUUUCAUUAACACUAUCGUGAGUUCCUGCUGUAGAUAAAAGAGUUGGACGGUGUGCCGCCAAAGUGCUUGUUAUAAUCAUAGCUUAAUAUUCUACCACGUCGACUUGUGCUCCUAUCCCAGUAAGCUCGCUAAACCGUCCAGUAUUUGAUCAUGCCUUUGAUAACGCUACAUCCUCUCACCUGUACGCUCUAGUUUAACGAUUCCCCAGGGUGUUACGCGGGGUUCUAUGUCGAAAUCGCACGUUGACGCUAGCUGACUAACCUCGAUCACGCUGCCCCCUCGCUUUACUAGCAUCAGGUUUUGACCCAUCGCAUGAAGUGUCUCGUGUAACCUUACUUUUUAUCUCUGUUGGCUUACAUACAAAAGCUACGAAAAUAGAAGUGUCUUUGAGCUGCGUAUUGCAUCAGGCGAAACAUUCCUCAUGCUUAAUGACCGUCUGCCUGAUAAAUUUAGGCACUUCCGCGGAUCCUUGGACCUUCUUACCGUGAAAAGGACACAGUACGCACGACGUCGUGGUACGAAGUCGUGUUAGUUGCAGAAUUUUGGCAAGGCUUUGAAAGUGCCAGCAGACUUCUGACACUAUUCCGGCUACCAUAGUGAUCUGUUUGCAUUGCACACUGUGAAUGCUGGGUCAGGCACGCUUGAAACCAACAGAACUCGGGGUUUCUCAUCAAUCAUUGCCUCGACUCGAUUUGCGGACCUCGACUCCUUUGUUGCGACACCAUCGCAGGUCGCCUGAGGACGACGGUUGAAGCGGCUUGCCUGCGUUGCUUCUCCAUGCUUGUGCGCGUUCGGUGGGCUUGCCUUGCUUUCCCUUACUAGAUGCACGUAGCGGCAACCAGCCAAGAAUCAAAUUCAAUGCGAUUUAUCAGGAUGGCAUGUAUGUUGAUUCUCGGCCUCCAUACUGGAGAAGUAGGUUGGGGGGGGGGGGGAGAGGGCUCAAUAUAAAUUGGGUCAAUAAACCUAACCUGGAGUCAAGUUGUAGGCCCUUCCGGCCUGGAGCUGCCUGGCCCACGAUGACAACUAAAAGAAAAGUGGACAUUUUGGUUUGUUCUGUUUUUGUAGUCACUUUUCAGUCUAUGCAUAAAUGUCACAAUGUCACCGAGUACAGGGGCUUUAUAAAGGAGGGCAAACCCCAGAAUGAAAAACUCACAAUCAGGUUAGAUCGGAUUGUUUAGCAUUACACAGGCCUUGCCAAGGAAGGAGUUCUUCUUCAAUUCAAGGCACUUGCUUUUUUCUUGACUAACCGACAGGCAUAGUGGAUAACUGAGAAACCUGCAGGUACUAUGGCGCACAUAUAGUAGCCGGCAUAUAUCAUAAAUGUUAACUGGAAUUUUGAAAUGUGCUGUCGAUUAGAAGAGGUUACUUAGAUGAUGUUGUAAUAUUGAUUAUCAUACAGCAUGAUUCCAGGAUAUUUCAAUUACGUCAGGCUGCAGGCUUUCGGUAAAACUUCUUUCCGGUCGCUCGCGUAAACUGCACUCAGCCAAGCAUGGCUACUUAUAUAGUAUAUUUUUUCGUAGAUUUCACUCAGAUAUAUUUUAUAGAAAAAAAUGGGCAAAAAUACCCUUCCUUGUACUCAUUUGGUAGAAAUUCACGUUUUCUCAAAAUUUUUUACCCGAUAAAAUAUUAUCUUUUGGUGUUGAAACUUUUUCAAUCUCCAGAUAAUUAUAGGCCUGACCCGUAGGAUUUCCAAAAUUCAUGCUUUAUACUUUCCGUGUAAGGAAGAUUCCACAUUUCAUCACCCUUUUAAGAAAACACAAUGUAGGGCUUUUGAAAUUUUGUAAUGGAUGUGGACAGCGUCAUUAGAAAUCCCACAACUUUAAACUUUUUCAGGACUGAAAGGUACCCUUCCCUCAAGUAUGCAAUUCGAAAAAGGACGUAAUUUACUACUGAAUGAGUACAUAAAAACAUUAUGCGCAUGCUUUAUAUAAAAUGUAUUUGAAGCAGGCGUGGACAGCAGAACUUAUUGGUAACAGCAACUUUCGCAACGGCUUAUCAGAGCGAAAAGUGCCUGAAAAAUAAGCAGUUUGCCAUGUAUUUUUGCAGGCGACCGGGAUGAAUCUCCUGACGUAUCUUCGGGUUAUGUUACAUGAUAAUCAAUCUUACAGCCCCGCUUACGCAAUCCUUCCUAAUCAAAAGCGCUUUUCGGAAUUUUGGUCAACAUCUCAUGAGAUAAGCUAGCUGCUGUAUUUUCAGGCAGUCGUUUUGCGCGAUUCAGAUGACAGGGCUGGAGCACUAUAGACCUGUGGAUAGAUCUUCCCAAAGGCACACUUUGCCGCCACCUAACUCCUGGAAGCCACUCCUCUGUCAGUCAUUCUCUUACAUGAAGUAUCUUUGUCAAUCAGGGACUAAAACAUUGUUCAAUAUGGACCUCGAGCAAGCGACGGUUUAUUGUUGACUCACAAGGUAUCUAUACUUUAUAAGUGUACGGUUAAACAUAGUGGUUGUAAGGGUCCUCGACCAACUAAGUGACACUGCGUGAGUCUGCGGCCACUUUCCGUUCAUCUAAGUGCUGCAGUAAAGCUGUGGUGUUAACACCUGUCUGGAAGCACAUUGGACACCCGUUAACAGUUUUAUGACCAUCGGUUUCAUUUAUGUUUCUGUAACUGAUCUCUUACAUUAUUUGCGGAAUUUCUGUCGACCCAGAUUAUACACGAAAUUUAUUUCCUGUACGUUUCAGCCUCUCUCACUGCCUGUCGUGCUUGUCGUUACAAACCGAAAGUCAAACGCCUCCCUUCGGUGCAGCCCCCAGGACCUACACCUACGAAAUUAGAGGAUUUAAUGCCGCCGGACGUUGACGGAAGUUGCGAGGAUGCUAAUGAGUUGGCCAAGUACUGGGCCCAGCGCUAUCGACUUUUCUCACGUUUUGACAACGGCGUCCAAAUCAACCGAGGUUUGUGUUUACACACGGGUCUCUGGUUUUGAUACGUUUCUGCUCACUAUUGUGUCGUUAUUUUGUAGCCGUCUUGUCUCAACUUCGAUUGGUAAGCAAACCGACCGAGGAGAAAAGUAAGAACGGCAGCAUCCGGAAAAUAUCGUUUUAUAGUAUCCUCCGCCAGCACUGCCAGUAGAUUUCCCUCUACGGCUGUUUUCUGGAAGAAAACAUUAAGGGUACGGUUCAAUUCCCUAGGAGUUCGGCCUUGCAUAGAUUUCAUUGACGCUCAGUUAUCCGGGUUUUGAUGUUAAGGUGGCGGCCUUCAUGCAACGAAGCUUUGAUCUUGUCCCUGUCUAACGUGAACGUAGCAUCUUCGCUCACGAUUCAUUGGUGCUUCAGUUUAGUUGUUUAACAUGCAGUUAGAGUGUGCCUUUUUGGUCACCUGUUACACUUUCAUCGAACUCCUCAAUCUAUUCAGGGAGAAGUUCUAUGGUCGUUAAAAAUCUUUAAAUUUUCUCAGACCGGAAAUGCCAUGUCCUUGUGUUACGAUACUUAUAUGUGAUCUGUUUAUGACACAUACACAUGUGAAAUCUGAGUUGCCUUCCUCGUGAGAGCCUGGUACACGCCGCGUAGGAGCCGGGUCGUGUGUAGCACGCGUAGGGCUAUUUCAAGUAUGGAAGUCUCUAUUGAAAUCGAUCUGCCCAUCGUCGCGAUUCUUCCCGUUCUCUGGGAAGUAUAGUGGCGCGUAAAUUUGUACCAAUUACAGGAAUUUUCAUGUUCAUACAUUAGCCUUUCUGUAAAAGUCGUCCUCCAGUUGACCCGGAUAAUGUUCAUGUGAGAGUUGUAAGAGUUCUGCCAAAUUUUGACAGUGCCCAAAUGGACUUUAGUGGAAUUACGAAAAGUAUUCUGUCAACUAUUCUUUCUGUGUGCAACUUAGGAUGUGAUGUAUGUGCAGUAGUGGACACGAUAGAUUACAGUUAUAAGUACCCUUUUAUCACGGAUGUCCAUGUGCUAAAUUCCAGAUGGUUAGAAAGAGGGUUGGGGUUAGUGUUGGAGUUAGGGUUAGGAGGAUUACCGUCAGGCUUUGGGUUGGAACAGGGGAAUAGGUGUCCUCCCCUGAAAUUUAUUUCAAGGUCACCUACAGCACAGAGGGCGUAUCUAUUCCCGUGUCCAACCAUAGACUUUACCACUGAAUUUGGCGCCUCUGACGAAUGA
Spirometra erinaceieuropaei is the source of this 11264-nucleotide messenger RNA. NCBI's taxonomy places the organism in Eukaryota, Metazoa, Platyhelminthes, Cestoda, Diphyllobothriidea, Diphyllobothriidae. The record is from the annotation of a GenBank genome assembly.